Molecule: messenger RNA, 4167 nt
Organism: Carassius gibelio (silver crucian carp)
Lineage: Eukaryota; Metazoa; Chordata; Actinopteri; Cypriniformes; Cyprinidae
Product: endothelin-converting enzyme 1
Exons: 18
Coding region: 374-2674 (766 amino acids)
Biological process (GO): peptide hormone processing
Cellular component (GO): plasma membrane
Molecular function (GO): metalloendopeptidase activity
Source: RefSeq, a predicted model, not a curated record
UACUGACGUAGUGUUGUCGCAGACUGUAAGGAGUUUGAAUCCCUUGUUUAGGAUUCCUAACUAAAGAAAAGCUGAGAUGAGAGAUUUGAAAUCUCCUUCUUAUGAAGAUCGAGCUGGCUAUGCUUUGGAGCUUAUUUUCUAGAUGUUGCUGGCGUUGGGGAGGAAUUUGCUUGGGAUGAGGUGAAAGUGGGGUGGAAGAGGAAAUCCCAUUCAAAAACAGAUCACAAAGCACUCUGACACACUGAGCUGAGAGUUUUCUCUAUUCCUCGGGGAGAACUAGUUUCACAGUCUUCUUCUGAUGGAACACAGGAGGAUAAACAUUCGCAGGAGUCCCAAAAACUGCUGAAACACUUUCAGAAGGUUUGCUUUAAUUAUGGAAUCACUGAGGGAAUCUAUACUUCAUUUAACAUUUCAGAUGUCAACAUACAAACGGGCCACACUGGAUGAAGAGGAGCUGUUGGACACCGGCUCCGAUGGGAUCUACCACACCUCUACCAUGCAGGUAGGGCUGCAGCGAGGUCUGGGUCUCCGGUGCUGGGCAGAGAAAACCCAUGUCGAGAGAAAGCUAGUGGUCGUCGUGUGUGCUCUGUCCGUGGCCCUGUUCAUAUGCAUCAUGACUUUGGGUCUGCACUAUAAAGAAUCUCAUCCGGGAAUGUGCCUGUCAGAGCCUUGUGUUAGUGUUGCAAGUACAGUCUUGGGGGCUCUCGAUCGGUCAGUGGACCCCUGCCAGGAUUUCUAUAACUUUGCAUGCGGGGGUUGGAUGAGGAAAAACCCGCUGCCUGAAGGCAAGUCCCGCUGGGGUCCUUUCAGCAACUUGUGGGAACACAACAUGGCCAUCAUGAAGAACUUAUUAGAGAAUACCAGCAUGAAAAGCCUGAGCAAAGCGGAACAAAAAGCCCAGUGGUAUUACCAGGCUUGUAUGAACGAGAGCAAAAUUGAAGAGCUUGGGGCAAAACCACUUCAGGAACUCCUCAAUCAGACAGGAGGUUGGGGCUUGAAAGGCCCGUGGGAUAAAGAUAACUUCCAGGAGGUUUUACGGAUUGUGUCGGCCAGCUUCCGAACCUCCCCCUUUUUCACUGUUUUCGUCAGCACAGACUCAAAAAACUCCAACAGCAACAUUAUCCAGGUGGAUCAGUCAGGAUUGGGACUUCCCUCUAGGGAAUACUAUCUCAAUAAGACAGCCAAUGAAAAGUAUUUAACAGCAUACUUGAACUUCUUGGUGGAGCUCGGGAUCCUUUUGGGCGGCUCAGAGGAAACCUCUCAGAAGAUGAUGCAGGAGAUCAUAGACUUUGAAACAGCCCUGGCACACAUCACAGUCCCUCAGGAUGAGCGCCGUGACGAGAUGAAAAUAUAUCAUAAGAUUCAAGCCAAAGAGUUAGCUACAUUGGCUCCUGCGGUAGAUUGGAUGCCUUUCCUCUCUGCAGUGUUCACUCCUGUUGCCCUAAAUGACUCUGAACCCGUGGUUGUAUACGCUAAAGAAUAUCUCCAGAAGGUUUCAGAGCUCAUCAGCAACACCAACAAGAGUGUCUUGAAUAACUACAUGAUCAUGAAAGUGGUGCGGAAAAUGGUGUCCAUCUUAGACCAGAAGUUCCAAGAUGCAGAGCAGCGCUUCCUUGAAGUCAUGUACGGCACCAAGAAGAGCUGCACACCACGCUGGAAACUUUGUGUCAGCGACACGGACAGCGCUCUGGGCUUUGCUCUCGGGGCGCUCUUUGUCAAAGCUACAUUUUCUGAAGACAGCAAAGCUUUUGUUGAAGAUAUGGUGUCUGAGAUCAAGUGGGCCUUUGAAGACAGCCUGAAGACUGUCGGCUGGAUGGAUCCCAAGACAAAAAAAGCAGCUAAAGAAAAGGCAGAUGCAAUAUACAACAUGGUUGGUUAUCCAAAAUUUAUCAUGAAACCCAAAGAGCUGGACAAGGUGUUUAAUGACUUUGAUGUUGUUUCAGAUCUUUACUUUCAAAACGUCAUGAACUAUUACAACUUCUCUGCACGAGUCACUGCUUCCCAGCUGAGAAAAGCCCCCAACAGAGAUCAAUGGAGUAUGACUCCACCCACAGUUAAUGCCUACUACAACCCCACAAAGAAUGAGAUGGUACUUCCAGCAGGCAUUCUCCAGGCUCCCUUUUAUAACCAUGCUUGGCCAAAAGCAAUGAAUUUCGGUGGUAUAGGUGUGGUUAUGGGGCAUGAGCUCACCCAUGCCUUUGAUGAUCAAGGAAGAGAGUAUGAUAAGGAUGGGAAUUUGCGUCUGUGGUGGCAGAAUUCUUCAGUGGAGGCUUUUAAACACCAGACCCUGUGUAUGGUGGAGCAGUACAGCAACUACAGUAUAAAUAAAGAAGCUCUGAACGGGAAACGCACUUUGGGUGAAAAUAUUGCUGACAACGGAGGCCUGAGGGCAGCUUAUAAGGCCUAUAUAAACUGGAUCGAGAAGAAUGGUGAGGAAGCCACUCUGCCUGCCCUUGGAAUGACCAAUCAUCAGCUGUUUUUUGUGGGAUUUGCUCAGGUGUGGUGCUCCGUUCGGACACCUGAAAGCUCUCACGAGGGCGUUAUUACUGACCCCCACAGUCCGUCACGUUUCCGGGUCAUUGGCACAAUCUCCAAUUCCCAUGAGUUCUCUGCGCACUUUGGCUGCAAGGCAGACUCACCCAUGAACCCCAAACGAAAGUGUGAGCUGUGGUGACAGUGACACUUACAUGGGGGAAUGAACCUGGAGCUGUUAAUGCUCAAACAUCCCAAACAUCCAUCUCAGGUCACCUAAUCUAGACUGCCAAAAAGCUGGUGGAUUUAUAGUAUACUACAUAUUUUCCAGCUAUUACUUGCCUCUUAAUGAGGAACUGGUGUAAAUAGUAAAUCCAUGGAAGUUUAUAUAAUGGAGUUUUAUUCUUACAUUCAAAACACUGGAAGUUAGUGGUUAAAUGUAAUGAGAGAAGGACUUGUCCUUUCGGUAAAUACAUUUUCUUUGAAUAUUUUGAACAUUUCCUUUUUAGCAAAUGCAUUUAUUUUUCUAUUAGGAAAUAGUAUUUAUGUUCUUUGUAUUACGUUGUGGGUGGGUAUGUUUUUUGGUCUGUAGUGGUUGGAAAUUAUUUAAUUCUUUACAUUUUUAAACAACUUUGCUCACAUUUUGAUACAUGACUAAGUUUUAUACAAGACUGUUUCAUCACAGCAUGAUUGAAAAAUAAUAAGAUUUUAUUAUCCAUUUCAGUGUCAUUUAAUAUCAAAUGAAGAUAUUAUAUUUGAGCAGUAUGCACAGUUCUGGAUUUGCUGUCAUCAGACCACUAUACAAGAAAGUGCCUUUGAAACGAUGCAAAUACGAGACUUGCAGGGAAAAUAUUUUUAUUUCAGUCAUAGGCUCAGAUCACUGAGGCUUACAAUAAAUCAGUUCCAAAAAGCAUAACAAAACCUGUGCUAUUUGAAAGAAAACAAAUUGACAAAAAGUAUGAUUUCAAGCUUUGGUGAUAAUACAGCAAUAAUAAGAAAUGCACAAGCUUUUUUAAAAUGCUGGUCAUUUUUUAUCUGGGACAUUAAAUUAGGUAAAGGAUUUUCAGCAAAUCACAGGGCAAUGUCAGCGCAAUGUUAGUUAAUCUUGGCAAAUGCAUAGCUGAUGUAACCUGGUCUUUUUUUUAUAGAAUGUUAUGCAUUUUAACCCCGACAGAUGUCGCCAUAUUCACAUUUAUUAAUGGCAACAGCGAUGCCCGCUUAAAAGCAAGCUAAUAUUUUUAUACCAUAUGAUCCCAGUAUACAAAUGCUACUUCACAACAUAUUUAAUCGUAUCUAUUCUAUUUGACAAGACUUUAUCAAAGAUAGGUAGCAUUUGAAGUAGUCGUUCUCCAAAAUUUGGGCUGGACCCCUCUUAAAAAGGUGAAACUGCAGUUUUAUAUUCAGUAAUAAUUUACUGCGUAUUAUGACUCAUUCGUUUCAUGCUGAUAAUUGAUGUCUUGGAAUGUAACGGAGAAGCCAUACGUUGUGAGAAACAGUGCAGGCAUGUGGCAAGUGGCGACUGCCUUUAUGACGUCACUUUAACAGAUGUUUUUGGAUCUUGUCAAUGAACCGGUUCAGAACAGCGGCCUGAACGUUUCGAUAACAAAUCGAACCGAAUCGUUCCAAGUGUUCCUCGAGUCAACAACUCACCGGUUCAUAAACUGAAAUUUACAAAUAAAAUGUACUUGGAAUAUU